AUGUUUUGGUAAAUCACGGCAGUCAAAUCAUCCGGUUAGUUUUAGUAGAUUUUUAAGAGUUUAUAAGUUAUUGAUUGGUUGAAAUUUAGAGUUAAGAAAAAUGAUGAGCCUACGACGCAUCAGUCGCAGUAUCGGUUUCUGUUUAAGCACCCGCGGCUACAGCAUAUCAACGGGUGCAACCGCAGCCAAAGUAUUGGCGGUAGACGCUAAUGGAGACCGGAAAAAAGUGCAACCAAACCUCACCCGAACCGCACCGGGAGUGACGAGUGUUUCGAGUGUACCAAAAAAUCCUAUCGUUGCCGCUGCUUUUGCAUCCUUGCGUAACGAUGAGCCCCCCGGUAAGGACGAAACGCCGGCAGCCGACCAAAAGCAGGACAUCCAAAUCGAUGAAAUGAUUUUGAAGGCAAACACCGUCACGGAACUUCUGGCAAUUGCGGACGUCACGAAAGUGAAUCGGAAACAAGCGUUGAAGAUUGUUUCAAUCUUGGCCGAGUGGAGCUCUAUAAAGAAAGCAAACUUGUCGGAGUUUGAGAGUGAUCCCCGUUUCGUCGAACUUUGUAGCUUGCUUGGACGAACUGGACAGCAACGCGCCACAUCAUCCAAGCCUUCGAGUCAAGCAAAGCAACGAGACCUACACGUCGAUGAUCUACAGACGGUGCUCGGGAUCACGGCGAACGACGAGGCAGCAAAACUAAUUGCCGGACUAACGCUACCUCAGAUGAUCAAGGUCAUGUCUUCGCUGGCGAUGAAAAAGAAGCGCAGCAUUCCGCUGCUGCGUUCGCUUUCGUUCAACAUCGCGAGCAAUCCGGGACAGUUGAACCUGAAGGAAUGUGGUGACAUGCUGUAUGCCAUGGCUUCCCUGAACUACCGCGACGUGGUGCUGACCGCUCGCAUAUGUUCCGAUCUCGAGCAAGAGCUGGCGAAAAAUACGGACAAAAUUGCCCCCAUCGUGUCGAUCCUGACGAGCUUAGGUAUGCUCCGGUACCGCGACGGGACCGUACUGGACAACUUGACCAGCUGGAUAGCGGCACAUCACGAACUGUGCAAACCGACCCAGCUCGGAUCGCUGUUGCUGUCACUGGCGACGCUCAACUACGAACCGAUCAGUAUGGACGCGAUCAAGGCGAAACUGGUGGUGAACGUCACGGAGAAUGACUUCAUUCGGUCGGCCGACUGGCUCAAUACGGUUUGGUCGUUAACAGUCCUUAACAGUGUGACUGGCGAUCAGCUAUCGUCCGUGUUGAAUCCGGAGUUUUUCCACCGACUGCAAGAGGAACGUCGAGGCAGUGUGCAGCCGUCGAUGAAGAUGAAGCUACUUAACUUGGCCGCAGCAGCCAAACGGGUGCCCGGUGCGAAAGAGCUGCUACUUGCCGCCCACCAGGUAGACCUGUUUGUGCCGUUCGAACCGACGAAGGAAAAGCGUGUGCUUAUCACGGGAAUGCUGGACGCACUAAAGAGCCUCAUUCCGUCGGAGAGCAUGGUCAAAAUCAGUCAAGCUACUACAAUGGGAUUCACGAUUGAUGCUGAAUGUGUCCUGGACAAGAAGUGCUUACCAUUACCCGUCGACAAGGAACACGAACAAGGAACGAGAAUUGCACUACUGGUGCAUGACUACCACGACAUGUGUCAGGGGCCCCACGCCGCCCUGAACGGCAUGCAGAUACUGUACAUGCGGUUACUGGAGCAACGUGGGUACACCGUCCUAUCGAUACCGUACAGCGAGUUCAACACCAGUGAUAAGCUGCUGAAACGCGUCGAGUAUCUGCAGAAAAAGUUCAAGUCGAUCGUUACCAGCAAACAAUAGAAUCAAGCGGCCGCUGUCGGCUUUGCCGUUCGGAAGAGGAAAUAAACAAAAGUUAAUGUAA
Anopheles coustani is the source of this 1865-nucleotide messenger RNA. Its product is annotated as FAST kinase domain-containing protein 4. Lineage: Eukaryota; Metazoa; Arthropoda; Insecta; Diptera; Culicidae. Gene Ontology annotation, biological process: regulation of mitochondrial mRNA stability; mitochondrial RNA processing. The transcript is spliced from 6 exons. Gene Ontology annotation, cellular component: ribonucleoprotein granule; mitochondrial matrix. The record is from RefSeq and is a predicted model, not a curated record. Gene Ontology annotation, molecular function: RNA binding. Bases 101 to 1804 code for a protein of 567 amino acids.